UUUAGCGUGUCAAGUUGCCGGGAAAAAACGGGAAAAAAUACUUUCGUGCGGUGUCAGAAAUUUUCAGACAUUCUUGUUUCAUUUAUAAUUUGCGUUUCGGUUGUUGAUAAUAGUUCUUAUUUCAACCAGUGAUAAUCUUAAUACUUCAGUGAUAAUCAUGUCAACUAUUUCUAAGCUGGAAAUCCGAGGGAUCCGAAGUUUCGGUGUCGAAAGUGGGGACGCUCAGAAAAUCAAAUUCCAAUCUCCGCUAACGUUGAUUGUCGGGCAGAAUGGCUGUGGUAAAACUACCAUCAUCGAGUGUUUGAAAUAUGGCCUCACCGGUGAAGUACCGCCCGGUACCGACCGUGGCAAGGCGUUCGUUCACGAUCCGAAAAUUUUCAGUACCGUUGAAAGCAUGGGUCAGGUCAAGCUGAUGGUGACGGAUUUUACCGGCAACCGUGUAACGGCCACACGUUCGAUGAAGGUUUCGCAGAAGGGUAGAGGUCAGCAGCCGAAGUUUGAAACGCUCGACUCGGUCGUUACGAUGGAGAAUGUAACAACCGGCGAAAAAACGACUCUCACGCGACCUCGUGCAGCAGACAUUAACAACGAAAUGUGCGACGCGAUGGGAGUUUCGAAAGCCAUAAUCAAUAACGUGAUCUUCUGCCAUCAGGAAGAUUCCAAUUGGCCCCUGGAGGAACCGAAAGAAUUGAAGAAAAAGUUCGAUGCCAUCUUCGGGACGACCGAGUACAACCGAGUGAUCGAAAAACUGAUCAAAAUAUCCAAGGAAUACAAUGACCGACAGAAGGAGAAAGCAGGAGAUUUGAAGUUGCUGGAAAACAUAAAAAGUCAAGCCGAACUGAAGCACCUGCAACAUCAGAAGGUUGAUAAGAGCAGACAAGAUAAACUGGAUGUGGUGGAGAGCCUGGAGAAUUCGUUGAAGCCUAUUCACAAUCGGCUGGAGCAGAUUGCUAAAAUUGAGAGGGACUUCUCAAAGUUGAAGCAACAAGAAAUCGAAUUCAAAUCAAAAAUCAGCACCAAGGAAGAUCAGCAAAAUCAAAUAAGAUCGAAAAUUCAAAACCUCUUCAAAGGUUCACUCAACGAAUUGGAUAUUGAAAUCCGCAACUUCAAGCAAUCCAAAAGUUCCAAACUUUCGGAGCUUCGGGACGCAGAGUCAGAUCUAAGCUCCCGCAAAGCACAACAAAAAGUGCUGCAAUCGAAAGUUCAAGACUUGGAAUCACGCAGAAUUCAUCUCAACACGAAGCGAGGACAGGAGCAGGAUUUAUGCGGAGAUCGAGCCAUGAAGAUGGUAGCUCUUUGCGAACGUUUGAAGCUGCCAACCAAUGGAGAUUUCGAAACGGCAGGACCCGAUGUAGAACGUGCCCUGAAAGCAAUUAAACACGGUAUUCGAUCUGAAGAAACUACAGUUCAAGCGAUGUCAAAAAGUCACGACGAGGAAGACCAAAAAGCCCAGAAGGCAAUCGACAUACUGCGAGAAGAGAAAACCAAACUAGAGGCUGAUUUCCGAAUGAAGGGUCAAAUGGUGGCGGAUUUCGUUCGGGAAAAGGCCAAAACCCAGUCGGAAAUUGCCGCUAUUCAGCGUUCGGCCGAAACUUUGAAGAAAAUUGUCAGCGAAAUCGAAAAACUCGAAAAGGACUAUGAGAGUCAGAAGGCAAAUUCCAAUGUCGACGGAAUGAGGCGCCAGCUGGCAGAGAAGAAAGUGAAACGCGAAGAACUCCAAGCCAAGCUGGACAAGGUGGAAGAACAAAUUUCGGCACUGGAUGCCGUUGCAGCCAAAGCAACUGAAUUGAGCCUCAAAGAGCAGCAGUUCAACACGAAGGAAGCGGAAUUCAAACGGCUGCGGAACAAACAUUCGGAGAACCUGAAGCGACUUUUUCCCAGCAGAACUAUUGAUGCUAACUACAAACGCAACGUGCAAAAUCUGUACGAUGAUCUCCAACGGCAAAUCAAACAGCUGAACGAAUCGAUUCGUAAAUCGCAAGCAACGGUUACGGAAAUGGAAACAACACGUCGUUCCCAGAAACGAGAACUGGACCGCGCUGAGCGUGAGCUUACUGAAAAUAAAGAAAAAAUCUACACCGUUUGCCAGGGUAAUCCGUUUGAGGAGGUCCUCGCCAAGCUGAAGGAAAAAAUAAGCAAAAACAACCUUGAGCACGGGGAGCUCCGAUCAGCAGAGGUUCUCUAUAAAAAGUACAUCUCUCGCAUCGAGGACGACAAAUGUUGCCCAGUAUGUCACAAGGAAAUGGGAGGCGCAGAUGUGCAGGACAUCAGUUCGGAAUUGUCGGAUGAAAUCCGUCGACUGCCGGAAAAGAUUGAGCUCCUUGAGCGAAUGCUGAAAGCGGAUCAGAAAAAAUACGAUCAGUUGCUGGCCCUGCAACCGUAUUCAGAGCGUAUCGAGAAACAAACGGAAGAAAUACCAAAGCUGAAAGAACAUCUGGAAGGAACUGAACGGAAACUUACGCAGGCAUCCUCAGACCUUGAGGAGUGUCAAAUGUCUAUUCUCGAACCUAACUCAAGUGUUCAGUUGAUCAACUCCAUUCUCGGGGACAUGAGCAUCCUGGAUGAAUCCGUAAGAGACCUUGAACGAAUGAAGAAGGGCAUUGAAAGCUUGAAAGUCGAAGUGGCUGAGAAAACUCCUGAAGGAACAACUGCUUCCCUUGAAGAUAUCAAGCUUGAACGGGAAGCACUUCGUGGUGAACUCCGCAGCGAGCGUGUUUCCAUUGAAACCAUGCAAAACAAGAUUGAUGAAGAAACUGAACGUUUGAACAAUCUUCAUCAGAGGUAUAAUCAAAUGAAGGAGAAGAAAAUUCAGCUGCAGGAAUCUGUUCAGUCGUUGGACCAGAAAAAGGCCAAAGAAAUCGAGCUAGGCGAAAAGAUCACCACCUGCCAGCGUGAAAUGGACGAAACGGAACAAAAACUCGGACCAGUGAAGCAAAACCUAUCGACGGAGGAAAAGGCUAAAGCCAAAGCAAAAGACGAGAACCGCGUGAAACUGAACAAAGCCCAAGCCGUACUAGAGGAGCUCAAACGAAUGGAUGCAGAACUUGGUCGUCUGGGUCGAGAAUUGGAUGCAUUGGCUCGGCUUAAUUUGGCAGAGGAGAUCCAGAAAAUGAAACACAAACUACAGGAAACAAAUGAGGAAAUGAAGAAGUUGAUCGCUGGUAUCGAUGAGAAAGCUUCGCAAAUUGAUUCGCUCAAGAAAGAGGUCAUGAAUCAAGACAUGAUCGAGCGAGACUAUCUGGACAAUCGUGAUUUGAUGAAGUUGAAAGAUGAAACAGACACGCUGAAGCAAAAUUUAGACGCGUUAAUGCAGAGCAUCGGCGACAUGGAUGCACCGAACGUUGCCCAGGAGCGGAACAAGCUACUUGAACAACGAGAUACCAUCCAAGCUAAAAAAAGCCAAACGACCGGACAGAUUGCCGAAUUGGAGAACCAAAGCAAGGCGCUGAAGAAGGAGCUGGAUCGACCGGAAUUCAAAAAUGCCGUGAAAAAUUACCUCAAAACCUAUAGCGAAUCAGUGGUACUAAAGAAGAUAAUAAGCGACAUUCUCAAGUACCGGAAUGCGCUCGAGUGGGCACUCAUGAAAUAUCACGCGGAAAAGAUGGAGCAAAUCAACCGUUCCAUCUAUUCUUUGUGGAGAGAUAUCUAUCGAGGCAAUGAUAUCGACUACAUUCGCAUCAAGACUGAGGAUGAAUCGAAGCCCGAUAGAGUUACCGAUAAACGCCGACAGUACCAUUACAGGGUAGUCCAAGCCAAAAACGACGUGGAGAUCGACAUGCGUGGGCGUUGCAGUGCCGGCCAAAAAGUGUUGGCAUCUUUGAUAAUCCGCAUGGCACUGGCCGAGACGUUCAGCAAUAACUGCGGAGUAAUGGCUUUGGACGAACCAACCACCAAUUUGGACCGGGAGAACAUUGCUUCGCUGUGCGAAAGUUUGCGCAGAAUUGUCACGGAGAGGGAGAAUGGAAACUUUCUACUGGUCAUCAUUACUCACGAUGAGGAUUUUGUAACUAAGCUUGAGAAGUUCGAUACGUAUUACCGGGUUUCUCGCGACCACGAUGGUAAGUCUAUCAUUAAAGAAGAACAGCUUUGAAACGUUCACUCAUAAAUCUGUUUCGCAAAUUGUUUUCGUUACCCAGUGAAUUCAUUCCAAUAAAACAUAAGCUUUUAUAAAUGCCAUUUUA
Messenger RNA from Aedes albopictus (Asian tiger mosquito), 4181 nucleotides. RefSeq names its product DNA repair protein RAD50 (gene rad50). The transcript has 6 exons. NCBI's taxonomy places the organism in Eukaryota, Metazoa, Arthropoda, Insecta, Diptera, Culicidae. Gene Ontology annotation, biological process: chromosome organization involved in meiotic cell cycle; telomere maintenance via recombination; telomere maintenance via telomerase. The record is from RefSeq and is a predicted model, not a curated record. Gene Ontology annotation, cellular component: condensed nuclear chromosome; Mre11 complex; nucleus. Gene Ontology annotation, molecular function: ATP hydrolysis activity; G-quadruplex DNA binding; double-stranded telomeric DNA binding. The coding region runs from base 158 to 4090 and encodes 1310 amino acids.